Portunus trituberculatus (swimming crab) is the source of this 2196-nucleotide messenger RNA. Its product is annotated as putative protein TPRXL. Bases 864 to 1955 code for a protein of 363 amino acids. NCBI's taxonomy places the organism in Eukaryota, Metazoa, Arthropoda, Malacostraca, Decapoda, Portunidae. The record is from RefSeq and is a predicted model, not a curated record. The transcript is spliced from 3 exons.
UCUCUCUCCUUGUUUCUUGUCAAUAUUAGGUGAGGCCGAGCUAUCCUCCUUUAAGACAAACAUCGUGCCCCAUGGUUCGUGUGAUGGCUACCCUGACACACAUCACAUGUCAUUUUAAUGAACUCCAUUCUAGAACUAAUAUUUGCUUAAUCUGGAUCGGAUGUGUAUUGGUGUAGCGGCAACAAUACCAGUUGUUGUAGUAGUAGUAGUAGUAGUAGUUAUUAAUUUAUCUAUUUAUCUACAUUCAUACCUGUCCAUGUAUAUUUGUACAUACAUACAUAUAUACAUACGUACGUACACACAUGCACAUACAUAUACAGCACUACAUAGUACAUAAUCGUUAUGAUGACACUGUUUUCUUGGUCUGUGUUUCGGCGACAUCCACUCUUUCUUCAGGAAUGGCAGGUCCAUUAUAGGGUCACGCGGCACCACAAAAGAGGUCAGCGUCAGUGCAGGAGGGUCGCGGUGUGACCUCGUACACGACAAUCUUCCCGGUGACACAACCCUUGCCAUCCCCGUCUCUCCCUCCCACGUGGAUGCCUGAAGCGCGAUGAUGUUUGUUUUCCCGAUGAUAAUCAUUUCCACACGUCCAACGUUUCCCCUAAAGUUUCAUAAGUGUACGGGCUGACACGCUAAGUUUAAUGAACCAUAGCGUGACAGAAAACCUUGUUAUACGAAUAACAGACUCAGGAUUCCAUAAUGUCUUAAAAUAACUCUGAAAUGCGCGUAAAAAACGUUAGGUUUUGUGGUCAAGUCUUAUCUUGGUCUAUUCUUCCCGGAACCUCGGUGAACGGCAGACGGGUGGUGGCUGCUCUGGCUCCAGCUGGCUGCGUGACGAGGCUGUGGCCACUGGUGACGACAAGAUGCAGCCGUGUAGGGUGGUGGUGCAGCUCCUGGUGGCGCUCCUUGUGUCCUGUGGUAGUGCGUGGGCCAACAAGACUCAGGGAGCACUACUGAAGCCCCUUAACGAGAAGACGACAUCUCCACCUCACCUUCCCUUAAACACAGUCUCCAGGCCUGCAGAAGGGAUGGGGAGGCCUUUGCUACGCCCUCACAAUACCACCUCGCGAUCCAGCCCGUCCCCAAUCAUUCUGCCAGAUAGUAGCGGAAGUUACACGUCUGGAAGCGGUUACACAGGCUCAGGAAGUGCCAGUAGUAGCAGUAUGCUUAAUAUUCAUAAUGAUAAUCGAGUCGACUCUCAAGCUACGAAAAGACCGUUGAAUGGAGGAAAUACAAGACCUUCCAGACCCGCCAGCUCUUCUCUCAAGCCUGUCAACUCUGCUUCCAGAACAACAAAGUCCCCUUCUAGGCCUGUUAGACCUCCCUCUAAACCUUCCAAUUUUUCCCUUAAACCUGUAAACUCACCCAAACCCGCCAUCUCGCCUUCUAGUUCUACUCGCUUACCCUCCAAAUCAGUAACCACAUCUUACAAACCUAGUCAUUCGAAUUCCCCUUCCAGACCAGCAAACACACCUCACAACUCUUCAAGUCCCUCUAACUCGCCCUCCAGACCAGGAAACACACCAUACAAACCUUCCAAACCUCCCAAUUCCUCUCCAAAGCCAGCAAAUAAACCUUUCAAGCCUUUCAGACCUUCCAGUUCACCUUCACAGUCCUCCAGACCAGCCAGUCGCCCCACACGCCCAGCUGCCCUUACUUUUGGAUCGGCUAGCCAACCCAAUCGUCCAGCCACUUUUCCAUCUCGCCUCCCUCCUGGACUCGCUCCCCAGUUCCUGCAGACUGUAGCGACUCCUGCUCCUGUAACGUCUCCUGCUAAGGCCAUCACUGUAAACCUCAACUUAGGUGGGUUUGGUCUUGGCGGCAGUAAAGACAAGACUUCCACGGCACACCAACCCAAAGACCACAUGGACCAGAGUGCUGCUACUGUGAACGAGUGUACCAGUCCUUUCCUCCUGUUCAUCUUGUCAACAACGAUUGUGAUGAGCUUCUGCUGAUAAAUCCACAUUUAUAGUCUGGGACUUCUCACGUCAGUGCGGCCUGACAUACCACUCUACUACCAUGCACUGUCCAUGUCUGUGGUCUGUGUGUGUGUGUGUGUGUGUGUGUGUGUGUGUGUGUGUGUGUGUUGAAUGUACCGGCCGGAAUGGCAAGUUUACUUAUACCCAUAUGACAGAUGCAUGUCCAUGUAUGCUUACUUUCAUGUUUAUAAUUACCUAUAAAAUUGUUAAUUUAUUG